UUACCGUUGUUUGUGAAGAUAUUAUUUCUGAUUGCCUUGCUUUUACUAUCAGGAUUAUUUAGCGGACUUAAUUUAGGACUAAUGGCCCUAGAUCCGACAGAAUUACAAGUAGUCAUUACGGCUGGCAACGAAACUGAACAGAAAUAUGCGAAAGUAAUCGAACCUAUUCGACGACAUGGAAAUUAUCUCCUGUGUACCAUCUUACUGGGCAACGUCUUAGUAAAUAAUACAUUAACUAUUUUAUUAGAUGAUAUCACGUCAGGGAUAGUAGCUGUCAUUGGUGCAACAAUUUCUAUUGUCAUACUUGGAGAGAUUAUACCACAAUCUAUCUGUUCCAGAUAUGGUUUAGCAAUUGGCGCUAGGACUAUCUGGUUGACUAAAUUAUUCAUGGUUGUUACGGCUCCAUUAUCUUACCCAUUAAGUAUGAUCCUUGACUGGAUUCUUGGAGCUGAAAUUGGUCGUAUUUACACUCGAGAAAAAUUAUUGAAGUUUCUUGAGAUAACCAAGAAACACAAUGACAUUGAAAACGAUGAAAUGCAAAUGAUAUCAGGUGUACUUAAUUUUAAGAAGAAAACUGUAGUAGACGUCAUGACUAAAUACGAAGACGUUUUUAUGCUCGAAAUCGACUCUAUUUUAGACUUCGAUACAAUCGACAGAAUCUACCAAAGUGGUCACAGUCGAAUCCCAGUCUAUGAAGGAGAUUGUUGUAGCGUGGUCUCAAUUUUACACGUGAAAGAUUUGGCUUUUGUUGAUCCGGAUGAUAGAUCACCUUUGCGAGCUAUCGUCGAAUUUCACAACCGUCCCGUAAAUUGGGUGUACGAUGAUACGUCAUUAGAUAGAAUGUUAGAUUAUUUUAAGAAAGGUAUUUCUCACAUGGUACUGAUUAAGGUGGUUCGACAAGUUGACGAUCGUGAUCCAGUAUAUGAUAUACUUGGAGUUGUUACUCUGGAAGACGUGAUUGAAGAACUGAUACAAAGCGAAAUCGUUGAUGAGACCGACGUUUACAUCGACAACAGGUCUCGGAAGCCAGUCCCAAAUCGAAAGAAUAUUAUUGAUUUGUCGAUGUAUCGCGAUGCUGAUUCAGUUUCGUUAUCGCCUCAACAAACCUUAGCCGUGUUUCGUUACCUUUCUUCAGUUGUAGAUCCAUUUUUUGAAGAGUUUAUAUCAGAAACGAUCCUUAAACGUCUGCUAAAGAAAGAGGUUGUCUUCGACCUUCAUGUUGCAGGUGCAACCGUUAGCAAAAAAACUUUGUACGAAAGCGGUAUACCGGCUGAUUACUUCAUUAUGAUUGUGGAAGGAAAGGUAUCUGUUAUCGUUGGCGCAGAGAAUCUCGGAUUUGAAAGUGGGUCAUUUUCGUAUUUCGGUGCUCCAUGCUUA
Trichoplax adhaerens is the source of this 1377-nucleotide messenger RNA. RefSeq lists its product as uncharacterized. The transcript has 3 exons. The record is from RefSeq and is a predicted model, not a curated record. Gene Ontology annotation, cellular component: plasma membrane. The annotation marks the transcript as partial. Gene Ontology annotation, biological process: magnesium ion homeostasis; transport. NCBI's taxonomy places the organism in Eukaryota, Metazoa, Placozoa, Uniplacotomia, Trichoplacea, Trichoplacidae. Gene Ontology annotation, molecular function: transmembrane transporter activity.